GUGUGUGUGUGUGUGUGUGUGUAGAAUGCAAUUUUGAGAAAACUAACCUCAAUCUCCAUAAUAUUUUCAUACUCGAAAUCUUCAGUUAUCUGUUUUUUUUUUUGCUUUGCUCUGUUUAGCUUUAUGUGAAUUAUUUCUUAAUUCUCUGUAAUCUUGUAUAAUGCUGAAGAUAUAAUUGUGAUAAUAAGUUUUAAAUCACAAGAUGCAGUACAUUAAUCGUCUUAGCCAAAAAAUUGGCCAGUUCAGCGUUUCUUUUUUAAACAGGAAUUAUCAUAAUCCAUCGGUCAAGGUUAAUAGAGAAGGGAAGAUUUGGAGAAGAACGCAUAAACUUCCAGCUCACAUCAAUCAAACUAAAUCAUUGAUGGAAGGUGCCGACUUCAGAUACGUCGAUAACCGUCCCACUCCUUAUGGGUCCAGAGAGUAUAGGAGGAUGCUCAAUCAAAGAGAAAUAGCUACUCAGGUUGUUCGACUUCUGGAAGAAAUGAAUUAUGCUGAAAGUAGAUGGAAAAACAUGGAGAUUGAGAAAGAAAACGAAAAGAAGAAUAUUCUUGAUCGAAAGUUGAAACCGAAGGGAGGAGUGGUUCCUUCCAAAGAAUCAGACGUUGAUGUGUGAGUGGACAAGUAGAAAAUCUAAAUGUAUUUAUAGGUCUUAUUACUGUAGAUAGGUUUUUACUGUUUUUGUUGUAUAUUAUGUAAUAAAUUGUUCUAUUAAGGAAAAUUAUUUUUUAUUCUUCAAAACUGUAUUUUGUAUAUGACGUUGAGCAUGCAUUUUUGAAAAAGUGCCCCAUAUCGAUAAAGCAAUUUCUAUUCAGUGUUGGAGCAGUGACCCAAAACUUUAUCAGCUCGUUAAAACCAAAAUCAUUCAUUUAUCGUAUUGGAUCGAAAUACAAAAAUUUGAUUAACAAGGGUACUUAGAAUCUUGUUUCCGUACACCUAAAUGAGAGCUGAGAAUAAUGAGCUGCAGUUUAAAAAUAAACCUCACAAAAUUUAUGGGCCUCUUUAAUUUAUGACCAUGAAGGGACCUUACAUGCACUUCUCCAUAAAAAAAGAUUGGAAUUGAGGGCUGCAAACAAUAAAUCUGAUUAAACAACAUGUGAGAAAUUUCAAUGUGAGAACAAUGCAAUUAGUGGUGGAGGUUACAACUAAAAUUUGUUUAAUGCAAGUAAAUAAUAUUUUCUAGCAUGGAUUCGCAGUGUAAAAUCUUUUUUUUAUAAGUUAUAGGCGGCUACAUGAUAAUGACAUUUUAUAAUUGAAUUUCUAAUACUCAAAUUAUGACACAAAGUAAAGCUGAGGAGAGUAUGCCUUUCUGUGAAUAAGAUAAGAGUAAAAUACCGAAAAAUUCUAAAAUAAACAAAAUUUUCAAGUACGCAAAACAGGUUUUUAAUUUCAACAUUAAUUUUCAUUCAAUUUUUUGUGUAAUAGCUUUUUCGAGUUUUUCAAUAAAAAAUUCAUUGAUAAGACUAUGGGCAAUACCUUCAAACAAUAAAAACCAAAUUCAGUAAUGCAGGCUUUCUUUAUUUCUUAGAUUUUUACAUGUCUGUACAUAGGCCAUUGACCAUCCUUUUACAUUAUGGAUGGCGUUAACAAAAUACCAAUAAUUGGUGAAUAGCAAAAAAAAAAAAAACAAUAAUUAUUGACUAUGUAUAAAAGGCAUGAUAUAUUCUAAAAUAUUAUAUUAUUCAUAUACAGUAUUGCUAAUUCAAAGAUCACUAUAUUAAUUUUUUAAAUUCAUAUUUAUGUCGAAAUAAACAUUAAAAUCACAAUUUUCCAACAUCGAAAUAAAUUCUUCAAUAAAUUAGAUGUGACUUAACAUAUUCGUAGUUCAGAUGUACAGGCUUGCUAAAUGUAUUCAGUAAUUUCCGAUCGCUAUUCCAAUGAAUUUGAUAGAGAUUUUGAACACAUGAAGAAAUAUAAUUCUUAUUUUCAGAGAAAUAUUAACAUUUUUAAUAAAAGUUACUUGAUACGAUUCCCAUAUAAAUUAUACUAUUACAUUUCAAAAAUACUUAUCAUCUUGGUCAGUUGAAAAUAAAAUAUUUCUUGAUUUUUAGCAGAGAUGCUAUAAAUUAGCAUUUAUAAUGAUAAUGCAAAAUAAAAAACUAAAAAAAUAAUUAUUUCAAUUAUACUUUCUAUGAUUUUCCAUAAUAAUAUUUGUUUUUGUACGUAUAAUCUUCUUUAUACAAUCUUCUCGUAUCUCAUACUAUAGUACAUUAUAUUAUUCAGUAAAAUACAAACAAUCUUCUGAACUGUAUGAUUCCAAUAAAUGAUAUUUAAAAUUGUAAUUGUUCAAUUUAUUAUCAAACUAUAAAAUGUACCAUAAUUCAAACAAGUAUCACAAAUUCUUCAAAAAAAAGAAUGCAAUUUUAGUUUUUAAUUUAAGAUCAAUAUAAAAUAUUCAGACUACAAAAAUAAUCAUCAGAAGAUGAUUGACAAGUAGUAUUUCAUAAAUUUCUCUUAUAAUAUUAAUAUUAUUAAUAAUAAAGAGUUCAGGUAUGGUUGCUGUGCUAUAGUGCUAGUUAUUGCAUUUAUUAAAUUUGAGCAGUUUAAAUUACUCUGGCUAAUGUUACAAUCUCUAAUUCUUAGUUUUUAUAAAAAAAA
Messenger RNA from Nilaparvata lugens (brown planthopper), 2595 nucleotides. RefSeq names its product 39S ribosomal protein L52, mitochondrial (gene mRpL52). Gene Ontology annotation, cellular component: mitochondrial large ribosomal subunit. Bases 203 to 613 code for a protein of 136 amino acids. Lineage: Eukaryota; Metazoa; Arthropoda; Insecta; Hemiptera; Delphacidae. The transcript is spliced from 4 exons. Gene Ontology annotation, molecular function: structural constituent of ribosome. Gene Ontology annotation, biological process: mitochondrial translation. The record is from RefSeq and is a predicted model, not a curated record.